This is a messenger RNA of Helianthus annuus (common sunflower), 735 nucleotides long. RefSeq lists its product as uncharacterized. Bases 1 to 735 code for a protein of 244 amino acids. NCBI's taxonomy places the organism in Eukaryota, Viridiplantae, Streptophyta, Magnoliopsida, Asterales, Asteraceae. The record is from RefSeq and is a predicted model, not a curated record. The transcript has a single exon. Gene Ontology annotation, molecular function: metal ion binding.
AUGGCCUGUAAACCUCAGUCCUUUGACGGAAGAAAGGGAGCACUAGAAGCUCAAGACUGGCUCAACAGAAUGGAGUCAGUAUUAGACAUAUGUGAGUGUGAUGACCGCAACAAAGUACGGUUCGCUAUACAUAUGUUUGAAGCUGAAGCCCUUCACUGGUGGAACAUUGUGGUCCGAACAGAGGGAAAAGAAAAGGUUAAGGAGAUGAAGUGGGAGGAGUUUAUUCAUAAGUUUCUUGCUAAGUAUUGUCCUCCCAGUGAGACCGAGCAACUGGAAGUGGAAUUCUUUCUGUUAAAAAUGGGAAAUAAAACCUAUCGAGAGUAUGUUUCUCGUUUCAACGACAUAUCUCGACUGGUUUCUUAUUUAGCAUUGACUGAGGAACAACUGAUCAAUAGGUUUAUUUGGGGUCUACCCUCUGAAAUGAGGGUGUUUAUCAAAUCCAAAUCCCCCAAGACUUUUGCAAAAACUGUUGAGGCUGGCGCCGUCAUGGCUGCCGAGAUGAUUUUGCGGCAGGCUGAAUCUCCUGCACCAAAAAGAAAGUGGGAAGAAAGAAAGGGGGACACCCGGAAUAACAACUUUAAAAGGCCUAAAACAUUUCCUCAAUGUCAAAUUUGUAAACGCUUUCAUACAGGGGAAUGUCGUUUUCCUUGUCCAAAUUGUAAAAAGACGGGUCAUGCUCUUCAAGAUGCAAGGAAAAGAAGAAAUGUUUCAAAUGUGGAGACCCUAACCACAUGA